Messenger RNA from Canariomyces notabilis, 1159 nucleotides. RefSeq names its product Rrp15p-domain-containing protein. The transcript has a single exon. Gene Ontology annotation, cellular component: preribosome, large subunit precursor. Bases 122 to 1159 code for a protein of 345 amino acids. The record is from RefSeq and is a predicted model, not a curated record. Lineage: Eukaryota; Fungi; Ascomycota; Sordariomycetes; Sordariales; Chaetomiaceae. Gene Ontology annotation, biological process: maturation of 5.8S rRNA; maturation of LSU-rRNA.
GCUUACACAGAACUGCCGCGUCUCACCGCCAAAAAUUUCCGGGGAACCUCCUCUGCCGCCUUCCCAAUUCCCUGCUCCACGUCCUCUCUCGAAGAUUUGGGGCCAAACCAUUGAAAACAAGAUGUCGAAUCAAUCAGUAAAAAAGCGGUCGUUCAAUGAAGGUCCUAAAGGCCGGGCUGGUCGGCCAACAAAAAAGCAGAGGAAAAUCGCAGCAUAUCACAGCAGCUCAGACGACACAGAUGGUGAUGAUGAGGGUGGACCCAUUCCGGCCAAUCUCCUCGACUCGGAUGACGAGGACUUAGAUGACAUCCAAGUUGACGAUGGCGCCUCUACGGAAGGCUCAAGUUCGGGUUCCGACUCCGACUCUCAAUCUGAUGGGGCGCGGCCCUCAAAAGAAAAAUCCCAGCCGCCUAUAAAACAGUCCAAAAAACAAGAAUUCAUCGCCAAAGACGCUCCAGAUUCAGACGGCACAUCAUCCAGCGAGGACGGAAAUGGCGGAGAAUCCGACGAUGACGAUGACGAUGCCGACAGCGCCGGCGCCGACGACUCGGACGGUCCCCGUGCAGGCGCGGGGACGUCAACGCGGGCAGCAGCAGCUCACACGGGCACCAAGUCCAAGCGCAACGACCCAGACGCCUUCGCAACGUCCAUCUCCAAGAUGCUGUCGAGCAAGCUUCCCGUCUCGCGGCGCGCCGACCCCAUCGUGGCCCGCAGCGGCGCCGCGGCCGAGCAGGCGCGGCAGGCGGUGGACGCGGCGCUCGAGGCCAAGGCGCGCAAGCGGCUGCGCGAGCAGAAGCGGCUGGCCAUGGAAAAGGGGCGGGUGCGGGACGUGCUGGUGGCGAGCACGACGCGCACGCUCAACGUGGCCACGGGCGAGAUUGAGGAGGUGCCCGAGGAAGGCGCGCAGACGACGGCCCAGAUUUUGGAGAUGGAGAAGCGACUGCGCAAAGUGGCGCAGCGCGGCGUGGUGAAGCUGUUCAACGCGGUGCGCGCUGCGCAGGUUAAGGCGGCUGAAGCGGAGAGGGAAGCGAGGAAAGAAGGGAUUGUGGGCGUCAAGAGAAGGGAGGAGAAGGUCACGGAGAUGAGCAGGAAAGGGUUCUUGGACUUGAUUGCGAGUGGUGGAGGGGGGUUGAAAAAGGGUGGCUUAGAAGAGGCAUAA